CGGCUGCGCGCAGGCCCCGCCGGGCCGGCCGCCAUGUGGGUGUUCGGCUACGGCUCCCUCAUCUGGAAGGUGGAUUUCCCCUACCAGGAGAAGCUGGUGGGGCGCGUCCGGGGCUACAGCCGCCGCUUCUGGCAGGGCAGCACCGACCACCGCGGCGUGCCGGGCAAGCCUGGAAGAGUUGUGACUCUGGUUGAAGAUGCUGAGGGCUGCGUGUGGGGCGUGGCCUACCGGCUGCCGGCGGGGCAGGAGGGCGAGGUGAUGGCGCACCUGGACUUCAGGGAGAAGGGGGGCUACAGGACCACGAGCGUCGUCUUCUACCCCAAGGACUCGUCGGUGCAGCCCUUCGACGUGCUGCUCUACAUCGGCACCCGCGACAACCCCAACUACCUGGGCCCCGCGCCGCUGGAGGACAUCGCGCGGCAGAUCCUGGGCGCCGCCGGGCCCAGCGGCCGCAACACCGAGUACCUCUUCGAGCUCGCCAACUCCAUCCGCAGCCUCGUCCCCGAGGACGUGGACGAGCACCUCUUCUCCCUGGAGACGCUGGUCAAGGAGCUCUUGAAAAAGCACCAACCUCUGAAUUGUCUAUAAAGUGACGUCCUGCUCUCGAACGACCUGGUUCUGUCUCCGGGGGAGUUUUGCGGCUCUCUGACUGGGAGGAGUGUUUCUCUGUGCUGUGCUACCUUAGUUAGUGCUGCAUAUCUCAAUUAAUGCUGCGUUCAGAAUAGGAGUCAGUCAUUAAAAUUACCAAAAUCGUUCAUUUCAGCAGGGAAAAUGUUUUAGGUGUGAAUUUGGUUGCUUAGCCUUUCAUCCAAAGACUACACCUGCAUGGAAAUCUCAUUAAGCUUCUCUGUGUUUAAAGAUAUUUUUUUUUUAAUUAUUAUUUCAGGUUUGCAUAAAAACUUUAGAUUAUUUUUAAAUAGUAUGUUCUAAAUAGCAUAUUCUAAAUAGCAUAUUUUUAAAAUCAGCAUUCAGAGACAAGUCCCAUAAAUCUAAGUGGUGGUUUCUUGGGAUUCAAGACCACAGUGCUACUACAGAGAGAAAUUUUGCAUAGUGGAACAUUUAUAUCAAUGUUCAGCUGCUCUGAAAUGAAGUUAUUCCACUGAAUUAGUCAUCUUACCCUUUAUAUAUUAAUUAAUCCUUAAAAGCAGAGGAUAAACCUUUUUAUUGUCAAGGAAAUAGUUCCUUUUAUUGUCAGGUCCUGACUUUGGACUCAAACAAGCCAUAACCUCUCAGUGCCUCAAUUUACUUUUUAAACCUAAUAUAAAGAAUAAAGCCCAAAUGGUAAAAGUAACCAAGAACAUGACUUGAAGUCACAACCCAGCAAGAACAGAAACUCUCAUGUCUGUUACUUUUAAAUGCUGUUGUGACCCCUUCUCUUAAAAAAUCCCCCCAAGCUCCAAGGACAGAUUUCAAGCCUGUUUUCAGGGACUCACGGACAAAAGGUAAUGAAGGAAGGAACCCUCUUUUCAGUGACAUCCCAAGAGGGUUGGGAAGCCCCCCAGUUUAGGCCAGUAGGCUUCCUGACUCAAUCCAUCAGCACACGGAAUUUCCGUCCCAACACGGAUUUGUCUUGCUCUCAGAAAUUUAUUUUUAUUAAUUUUUAACAAAGUAUAUUUUUAUAUCUUAAUGUAAAUGGUCCUGUUUCAAGCACCACGUAACACCCUGUUUUCUCAGCCAGGGAAGGUGUUUAGUAGCUGCCUGGAGGCCUGGAUUCUGCACCAGUAAUUGCAAAAAAAUGUCUCUUUCUCCUAAAAAGGUCAUGCCUUUCUCUUCUCUGCAUCCUCCUGGUUUAGAUUUGUGAAAGUAAAACUACGUGCAGUGGCAUGAACACUCUCUGCUCUUUUAAAAAUUCUUCUUAAAUGUAAAAAUUCUUUCCUCGAGGACUGAGCCUUGUUCCUUAAAACAGGGCAGGGAGUGCCUGUGCUCACUAAUGAUCCCAAACCCUCAAGGAUGGUUCUCUCUUUAAAACUCUCAUUAUUUAAGCACUGUGAUUCUGUGUAGCUCCCCAUUUUCUAUCUUUUAUUGUCUUCAAGGCCUCGUUGGUUCAUUUUCUUCCCAAAUCCAUAAAACACUGCAAUAAUACACAUUCCAGUGUGUGUGUGUACAACUUCAGUAAAAAUGUGCAAUAAAAAUGCAUCGCAUUGA
This is a messenger RNA of Myiozetetes cayanensis, 2145 nucleotides long. RefSeq names its product ChaC glutathione specific gamma-glutamylcyclotransferase 2 (gene CHAC2). The record is from RefSeq and is a predicted model, not a curated record. Gene Ontology annotation, cellular component: cytoplasm. Gene Ontology annotation, molecular function: glutathione specific gamma-glutamylcyclotransferase activity; gamma-glutamylcyclotransferase activity. Gene Ontology annotation, biological process: glutathione catabolic process. The coding region runs from base 34 to 588 and encodes 184 amino acids. NCBI's taxonomy places the organism in Eukaryota, Metazoa, Chordata, Aves, Passeriformes, Tyrannidae. The transcript is spliced from 3 exons.